AUGACUCCCUUGAUGGCAAGCCAUCGUCGACGGAGUUCUUCACAAGAGUUCCGAGAGUGUCGUCCAGAUAACAAUACAAGCCAGGCGCGGCCUUCGCCUUCGACUAGGGCUGCUUCAACUAUCCACAAUUCAACUUCUAGCUCUCGUACGGACUCAAGGCGCUCAUCUCCUCUAAAUGACAGGACCAGUACGACGGUGCGCGAAUCGAGAAGCGGGUCACCAGUGACUAGAGACUUUCCGCAGCGCCGCCUGUCUGUAUCUUCUGAUUAUUCCUCAUAUCGCCAAGCUGAAACAAUCUUGUCAAAUGAACACAAAAGUGAAGAAGAGGCAACAGAUAUGCCGCCGACUUCAGUGCAUAUCGCUGCACUGUCAAAUGAUCGUAGUGUCUCCGACUCCAGGCUGGGGCGUCCAGAGAAUAACCCGGAGCCUGCGGAUGCAAUUUCCAGCGCUACUCCUCAAAGUGGACCGAGAGCCGUCUGUACAUCGUAUGGCCAGACUGCAUCGCCCAACAUAUCUGCAGGGCCCAAGCCGUCAUUCAACGCUCGGGGCUCCAUGGUAUCCCUACUUUCUGCCCCGACUCGCCCCCGAGGAAAUUUGAAUCCGAAGGAUUUUGCUCGUUCUACUCGUCGUGGACACGUGUCAAUCUCGCAAGCAGCCCCUCCCACAGGCCCGCGCCAUGGUCACAUCCCGACUGGACCGAGUGUUGACUCUGAUCGGCAGCAUAUCUAUCGGCAAAACAGCUUAUCUGGGACGUCUUAUCCUCGCCAAAGGCCCACCAAUUACCUUGCCGGCCUCAAUACAAUUGUCCCAGGAGGCAGACUUCUGACAUACGACCUAGAUACUGCUGUAGAAAAGAGGCUUGCCCAGUUAGAGAUGGACAAAGAACGGCUAUUUGAACAAAUUGCAGAUAGCCAAAGGCUGAAGCACCUUGUCAUGAGAGACUGGGAGAGGCUAGACAGAGAGAGCUCUAUCUGUGCCUUGAAGAGUGAGUUAGCUGAGGGUCAUUUGCUAUGUAUAACUGAUGGCGAGAGCAUGCAUACAAGUACCACAUUUUAA
Molecule: messenger RNA, 1056 nt
Organism: Aspergillus fischeri NRRL 181
Lineage: Eukaryota; Fungi; Ascomycota; Eurotiomycetes; Eurotiales; Aspergillaceae
Exons: 1
Coding region: 1-1056 (351 amino acids)
Source: RefSeq, a predicted model, not a curated record